Messenger RNA from Aureobasidium melanogenum CBS 110374, 558 nucleotides. RefSeq lists its product as uncharacterized. Lineage: Eukaryota; Fungi; Ascomycota; Dothideomycetes; Dothideales; Saccotheciaceae. The record is from RefSeq and is a predicted model, not a curated record. The transcript has 2 exons. Bases 1 to 558 code for a protein of 185 amino acids.
AUGUCCGCCGAAACAGAUCCCUUCCUCGCCCUCGACGUUUCCAGCGACGACUAUGCAACCACAGCCGCGCACGACCAACAAGCAGGCGCCGACGCAACAGUCGCAGCCGUAGAAGCAGAAGACGACAGCGAUGCCGAAAGAGAAAAGGCAGGAGCUGCGCGUGCAGCCAGGACAAGAUAUACCGAGGACGACUUCCUAGCUCAGAAAGCGAGUUAUACAGCUAGGAUUGAUGAAGGGAGUAUCUGGAAACAACUUCUUACGUUUGAGCCGCCGUUUUGUCCGUCUCAGGAGUUUCUUGCUGCUGUCAACGCUGGAUCUGUGGAUACAACUAUUUCUGGUCUGGAGUCGCAAGCAACUUCUGCAGAGAAGACACAACUGGACAAGAAACACCAUCAAACCAUCCAAGCUGCUGUUUCCGAACUCUACUUUUUGGAAAAGUAUGCCGCGGUCAAGGAGAUCAUUAUUUGGGCUAAAGAGCACUUUGAGAAAGACAAGAAGUGGGAUGUGCAGGUCAAGAAAUGGGAGGAUAAGGUUGAGGCUAGGAUGCAAGCAGUGUGA